AUGUUUAGCAUUUACUUUAUUUUUUCUUUUCAAGGCAUUGUAUUUGCUUGUGUUGUUGCUUUCUUACUGUACAUAGUCCGAGGUUAUCCUCAAUGGAAAACCGAUCGCCAAGAACAACAACAACAACAACAGCCAGCAGAAACUAUUAAGAGCACAGGGCAUAAACAACAAGAAAACAACAUUGAGAAUCUGUCUAUUGCACACUAUAUCCUUGUCUCACCAUUUGCUGCACUCUAUAUUCUUGCUCGAGUCAUAUUUGACACAGUUCGAUUCAGCAUAUACUACGCACUUUGGACCAUAGAGCGAGUUAUACCCUAUAUAGAUGAUUGGUUAUUUGAAACAGUCACCGUAUCACUUCCGACAAAGAUAAAUAAAUGCAGUCAGUGGUGGGAGGAGAGGGGAGGUCCUGCGUUUUAUGCGUACCAGGCAAACUUUAGACAGCACACGUUACCAGUUGUGUUACAGUAUGUGGAAAAUACGACUGUUGCUAUUUAUCACAUUGGCUGUGCUAUUCAGUCAUUGUCACAGGAAACAAUGAUUGCCUGGAGAAAGUUUAUUAAUGCUCACGAUUGGAAACAACUCGCAGAGGAUUUGUGCGAGAUUGGAUAUAGAAAUAUUUGGCAACCCACGACAGCAGUCAUAUCACGUAUCAUACAUCUUUGUCGCCUGGUAUAUCAAGGCGUAGCACACUUGUACAUAUCUGUCAAGAACGAUGUGGUAUGGAUAGCUACUGUAGUCGUGCCUACUGUGUAUGACUAUUGCGCAUCAACAAGGCUUGUGCAGCUCUUACAAAGAGCGGUAAUGGUUAGUCGUCGUGUGCUGUCAUGGAUAGGUGUCCAGAUAAAGGACCUUGUGCUUGCGCCUACCAUUGGUCGAGUUUUGACCUGGUUAGUAAAAGCUAUUGAUCAGCUUUUGUUGAUGCUUCAAACACAUCAAUUUCAACAGCGUCUAGAGAGUAUGUACAUGUUCUUGGCACCACACAUUGUCUGGACACUUUCAGAGUGCUGCCUACUGGGAUCUUAUUUGGCCAGUCUAUUGAAGACAGCAUAUUUUCAAAUUAUUUACCCAGCCUAUAGGCUGUACGUUAAACAUGUUAUGCCACGAUUAUCUGCCACUUAUCAUCAACUGAGAGAUAAAGUGAGUCAUUACUUUGUUACCUAUAUCUACCCCACAUGGCUACGCGUUGUACCGUACCUCGAAAAACCAGCCGCCUGGCUCUACUUUAUGAUUGGACCACUUGUCCAUAAUGCCUGCAAGCGUUUGUUUGAUGUCAUUGGCGCAUAUUUAACUCAGGUCGUUGGGUAUAUGCACAUAGUAGCUUCUCAAUGUCUGAAAGUUACCCUUGUCCUCACCCAUCGUAUGUACAUGGCUUUACAGAGCUGGCUGACAAAGCAAGCUCCACUGUUGUCAAGCUCAUUACAGCAAGUCUCGGGUUAUCUCUACAAUCUGAAUUGGCAGGCAAUGACGAGCGAGAUAACAAGCAUUGUCUAUGCUAUCUAUCAAUGGACUACUGAACAAGGAGGCUUAGUCUAUGCUUCCCUUGAACGAUCCUUAACGACAUGGGCUAAAGAACAAGCUAAAGCAGCAAAAGAUAUAAAGACACAAUAA
Messenger RNA from Rhizopus microsporus ATCC 52813, 1608 nucleotides. RefSeq lists its product as uncharacterized. The coding region runs from base 1 to 1608 and encodes 535 amino acids. The transcript has a single exon. The record is from RefSeq and is a predicted model, not a curated record. Lineage: Eukaryota; Fungi; Mucoromycota; Mucoromycetes; Mucorales; Rhizopodaceae.